This is a messenger RNA of Nelumbo nucifera (sacred lotus), 936 nucleotides long. RefSeq lists its product as uncharacterized. The record is from RefSeq and is a predicted model, not a curated record. NCBI's taxonomy places the organism in Eukaryota, Viridiplantae, Streptophyta, Magnoliopsida, Proteales, Nelumbonaceae.
AUGUUAGGCGAUGCUGUUGAUGGGUUUGAAUCUUUAGGAACUGAUCCGAAGCGUAUUAAAUUAACUGACUACGAUCAACAACAGCGUGGAUCACUUGACCUGUCGAAUAUCUCUCACCAAGUUAGCCCUCUUGGAUUGAGACUGAGUAAGACUGCAUCAUUAUUAGACCUUGUAACAAUGGCAGUUAAUCAGAAAAAAGAACCUCUACGGAGUAAGACUGUAUCAGCAAAGUGCGAUUCUGCUCUAUCCACUACCACUUUGAAUAUAACCAUAUGCUCUAAGGAUACAAGGACGAUUACAGAUCAACUUGUUACCCAACUAGUUGCAGAAAAAAUGAAGGCUUCAAAUUUCCCAGCAUCCUUUAUCAGAAUUGGCAAUUGGGAGAGAAAGUCGAAAUACAAAGGUGACUUGGUAGCAAAAUGUUACUAUGGAAAACGAAAACUGGUGUGGGAAGUGUUGGAAAAUGGGCUAAAGAGCAAGAUUGAGAUCCAAUGGGCGGAGAUUUCUGUGAUCAGAGCAGUCUUUCGCGAGAAACAGCCCGAGGUUCUAGAAAUUGAGUUGACUCGUCCCCCACUCUUCUUCAAGGAAACAAAUCCUCAGCCUCGAAAGCAUACUCUCUGGCAGCUUGCUUCGGAUUUUACCGGAGGCCAAGCACCAAUAUUCAGGAGGCACUUUCUCCAAUUCCCUGAAGGAACUCUUGAGAAGCACUAUGAGAAGAUUCUACAAUGCGAUAAUCGUUUGCUCAUGUUGAGCCAGAGACCAUUCCCUGAUUUAACGAGGCCCGAUUCAGCCCCUCUUCAAUCUGUUGAGAAUAUCCAGACAAUAAACAGACUGCCCGUCGGUGCCUCUGAUUCAACUUCACCAUUGUCGGUUAUGGAAUUCCCACCCAUGGAAGACAAAGGAUAUAACCAUAGCCGGAGUUCUGAUUGGGGAUAA